AACAGUCUAAAAUCGCAAGAAAACGAAGGUUUAUUAAGUUAUUUCUAGUGAAAUUCGAUUAAAACUCCUAUCAUAUAGUAUAAUAGCAUGAAAAGCACGCAAAUAUGUCGGCAAUAAGUGAAUACGAAGGAAAUAAAAUUUUAGAAUUUUUUAAGAGCAAUCCUGAUAAUGAGAAGAAGUUAAUUUCUAUCGCUAAAACCAUAACAAAAAACACCUUAACUCAUUUAUCAACAAAUGAUGCUUACAAAAUCGUCAUCCUUCAUAGCGAGUCAGUUUCAAGUAUAUUGAAUAGGAAAACUGUAUCAAAGGAAAUGCUGCUAAAAUACCUCACUGAUAGUAAUAUUCCAGUAACGAACAAUUUUACGAAAUCAACACUAGUCGAACAGGUCAUUGAGUAUUGGAAGAACCUAGAGAAUGGCGUUAAAUAUUCUCCAGUAUCCAGCAUACAGCAACCAGAACCGCUUUCUCAACAACAACCACAGCAAAUUUAUCCACAACAUCACAUAACAUACUCAACAGAUCAUCUUGCCAGACCAACAGAGAACUUUCCUAUUAAUGUCAUGUCAAGGAACUUUUGUAGCUGGUUUUAUAAGAACUUUAAUGAAUUUACAAUACAGCCGAAUGAUUUUUGGAGUGACUGUACUAUCCACGUCCAAAUGAUUGACAGGAACGGCGAUCUCAAAGAGGAUUCAACUAUAACUGCUCGUCUCGUACUUAACUUACUGUAUUCUAUUAAAAGUCAAUUUAAUUUCUAUUUUAAUCCUAACUUAUCGUACGAAGGAACUCGCGGGAAGUAUGUCAUACUUAACUUAAAGUUAUCAUCUUCAUUAUUAACAUUUUUGAUUUAUUUAAGAAUGGAUUUGCAUGGAUUGGUCUUAAUACUCUGUUGUGGAACACUUCAUUCUCACGAAUCAGUUGCUGACGGCGUCUUUGAAUCUGUUUUUGGACUAAUGAGAGAUCCUUUCAGCGAGAAUAACUGGAAAAUUAAAAAUAUAAAGUUGAAACUACAAAGCUCAAUUGGCAUUAGCCAUAAAGCUCCUGAACUCCAAAACUGUCCAUCUUUGCAACAAUUUCUAGCCCUACCAGAAUGUGAAGAGACUUUAUGA
Messenger RNA from Chironomus riparius, 1106 nucleotides. The record is from the annotation of a GenBank genome assembly. Lineage: Eukaryota; Metazoa; Arthropoda; Insecta; Diptera; Chironomidae.